AUGGAAGAAAAAAUUUAUCGUCAGAUUUUCUUUACUCCAACAAUUAAUGAAGAAAAUAUUAAUCUUUUAAAUAUUGGAAUAAAAUAUUCAAAAUUAAUGAAAAUUGCAGUAAGAAAAGUGAUGGGAAAAACAGGAAAAGAUAGUGAUGAGGAUGAGAACAGUUUGAUUAGAAGAAACAAUGAAGAUAAAAUAGAACAUGUUGGAUCAAGUAAAGGCAAAGAGAAGCAAAUAGGAGAUGAAGAAAUCAAAAUUGAAAAAGAGGUAAAAUUCAAUACAUAUUUUUAUAAUUUCUAA
Molecule: messenger RNA, 294 nt
Organism: Meloidogyne enterolobii
Lineage: Eukaryota; Metazoa; Nematoda; Chromadorea; Rhabditida; Meloidogynidae
Source: the annotation of a GenBank genome assembly